AUGGCAAUCUUCGUGAGUACACCAGUGACCCUGGCCGCUGCGGCCGCUCUGGUCCUCACCUACUGGGGAUACAUCGCGAUCUACAGACUGUACUUCUCUCCACUGGCCAAGUUUCCCGGGCCCAAACUUGCCGCCAUCAGCGGCUGGUAUGAGUUCUACUUUGAUUAUUGGAAACAAGGCAAAUAUAUCUUUGAGAUCGAGCGAUUGCAUCAAGUCUAUGGACCCAUUGUGCGCAUCAACCCCGACGAACUGUCUAUUCACGAUCCCGAGUUCUACAGUGAGAUCUAUGUCACUGAGAGCAAGCGCCGCACGAGCCACUACGACGUGUUCUGCAAAGGCAUUGACUUCGACGGCUCGCAUCUUUUGACUGUGGACCACAACCUGCACCGCAAGCGCAGAAAGCCUCUCGAGCCUUUCUUCUCUCGUAUGGGGAUCACCCGGUUGCAAGAUAUGCUGGCGGAAGUCGCCCUCAAGCUUGAGGCACGCCUGCGCGAAUACCAGGGCACGCACACGGUGAUCCGACUGGAUCACGCGUUUUCUGCCUUCUCGGGCGACAUCAUUGGGCGUAUCUGCUUGGACCGUGAGGAUGCUGGCAACGAGUUCCUGGAUGAUCCCUUGUUUGCACCGGACUGGUAUAAUCUCAUUCACAACCUCGUGCGGUCGAUCCCGCUGUUUACCGGCUUUCCGUGGAUUGUGCAGCUCGUGAGCUUUAUCCCAGAGAGUUUCCUGCUCAAGGCCUUCCCACAGGGCCAAGUCUUCAACACGUUCAAAGCCGUCGCGCUCCGCAACAUCGAGCGGAUCCUCAACAACAAGGAGUCUCUGAAACAGCAGGGAUACAGCAGCGCCUCGCUCUUCCACCACGUCGCGGACAGCGAUAUGCCGGACUCCGAACGGUCGCCCGAGCGGUUGGCCAAGGAGGCGCAGGUGCUGCUGGGCGGCGGGACGGCCAGCACGGCGCGCACCAUCGGCUUCGCCUCCUACUACAUCCUCUCCAACCCGGCCAUCAAGGCGCGGCUGCAGGACGAGCUGCGCGAGCCGAUGGCGGAGUGGCCCGACCUGGUCCCCAGCUGGGCGGAGCUGGAGCGUCUCCCGUACCUGCAGGCCAUCAUCAAGGAGUCCCUGCGCCUCAGUUACGGCGUCAUGCACCGGUUACCGCGCAUCUCGCCCGACCUGCCCAUCCAGUACAAGGACUACACAAUUCCCAUCGGGACCCCCGUAGGGAUGUCCGCCUACUUCAUGCACUCCGACCCCGCCGUCUACCCAGAGCCCAAGACCUUCCGUCCCGAGCGCUGGGUCGAGAAUGUCACCCCGGCCAUGAUACAACAGUAUGUGCCAUUUUGCCGCGGAUCGCGCAACUGCCUCGGUCAAAACUUGGCAAUGGCCGAGAUGUCCCUCAUUCUGGCUGUUUUGUAUCGGCCGAACGGCCCCAAGUUGGAGCUGUACGAGACCGAUGAGACGGAUGUGAUCCAGGCCCACGAUUUCAUGAUUCCGCUCCCCAAGGUCACGACUAAAGGCGUGAGGGCUUUGAUUCGUUGA
Aspergillus aculeatinus CBS 121060 is the source of this 1536-nucleotide messenger RNA. RefSeq names its product cytochrome P450. Bases 1 to 1536 code for a protein of 511 amino acids. Gene Ontology annotation, molecular function: heme binding; oxidoreductase activity, acting on paired donors, with incorporation or reduction of molecular oxygen; monooxygenase activity. The transcript is spliced from 8 exons. Lineage: Eukaryota; Fungi; Ascomycota; Eurotiomycetes; Eurotiales; Aspergillaceae. The record is from RefSeq and is a predicted model, not a curated record.